This is a messenger RNA of Triplophysa rosa, 2350 nucleotides long. RefSeq names its product potassium channel tetramerization domain containing 10 (gene kctd10). The record is from RefSeq and is a predicted model, not a curated record. Lineage: Eukaryota; Metazoa; Chordata; Actinopteri; Cypriniformes; Nemacheilidae. The coding region runs from base 93 to 1034 and encodes 313 amino acids. The transcript is spliced from 7 exons. Gene Ontology annotation, cellular component: Cul3-RING ubiquitin ligase complex. Gene Ontology annotation, biological process: protein homooligomerization; protein ubiquitination; negative regulation of Rho protein signal transduction. Gene Ontology annotation, molecular function: protein binding; ubiquitin-protein transferase activity.
ACACGCAGCCCCGUGCACGAGUCUGGGUUGCGACCGGAAGUGAUCCGAUUCCAGACCCGUUCCAGGAGGCCCGAAAGAAUCGGGUUAUUUCUAUGGAAGAGAUGUCAGGAGAAAGUGUUGUGAGCUCGGCUGUGCCGGCAGCUACAACACGGACCACCUCUUUUAAAGGGUCCAGUCCUAGCUCCAAGUAUGUGAAGCUGAAUGUUGGAGGAGCGCUGUACUACACCACCAUGCAGACCCUGACCAAGCAGGACACCAUGUUAAAGGCCAUGUUUAGCGGCCGUAUGGAGGUUCUCACUGAUAGCGAAGGUUGGAUUCUGAUUGACAGGUGUGGAAAGCACUUUGGGACCAUUCUGAACUACUUGAGGGAUGGCGUCGUCCCGCUACCUGAGAGCCGGAGGGAGACAGAGGAGUUGUUGGCAGAGGCUAAAUAUUAUUUGGUGCAGGGGCUGGUGGACGAAUGUCAGGCAGCUUUACAGAACAAAGAUGCAUAUGAACCAUUUUGUAAAGUUCCAUUGGUGACAUCAUCCAAAGAGGAACAGAGACUGAUUGCCACCGCCAAUAAGCCUACAGUCAAACUGCUGUACAAUAGGAGCAACAAUAAAUAUUCUUAUACAAGCAACUCUGAUGACAACAUGUUGAAGAACAUUGAGCUGUUUGACAAGCUGUCCCUGAGGUUCAACGGUCGAGUGCUCUUCAUCAAGGACGUGAUUGGUGAUGAAAUCUGUUGCUGGUCCUUUUAUGGCCAGGGCAGAAAGAUCGCAGAGGUGUGCUGCACGUCAAUAGUCUACGCUACUGAGAAGAAGCAGACCAAGGUUGAAUUCCCAGAGGCUCGCAUUUAUGAAGAGACCCUCAACAUCCUGCUCUAUGAGUCUCAAGAUGGACGUGGGCCUGACAAUGCACUCCUGGAGGCCACAGGGGGCGCUGCAGGUCGAUCUCACCACAUCGAUGAGGACGAAGAAAGGGAGCGUAUUGAAAGAGUGCGAAGGAUUCAUAUAAAGCGCCCUGAUGACCGCACUCACCACCACCAGUGACCCUACAGUAUACCCUCUUUUCAGUGCCUUAAAAACCACCAGCGCUUCAUUACACCCCUGUAUUUGCACACUGACACGUCAGUUACGAGUUAGAUACUGCAACGACUCUGCUUUCGUAUAAAAGGUGAUACUCAAAGAAUAACUGGUAUUUAGUACCUUCAUAGGUCACUUAGAAGUGUGAAUAUAGUGUAUAGGGCAUCCAUUAGUAUGGCAAUCGAUGGGCAUUGAUUUUUAACAUCAUUUGUUAACUUUUAUGGACCUCAUUGAAAGAUAUGAUAGCGAUUUUAAUGUGAACAAAAGCAAUCGUAUGAAUACUUUCACUGCAUUGACAUUCCCUUAACAUUUGCCCUAUUUGCUAUUUAUAAAGCAGUUUCCAAUGAAUAUAUCAAGUUGACUAUUACAAUUGUCAUUUAAUUAUAGAUUUGCAACUAUUGAAUCAUAUCAUAGCUGCAGAACAAAGUGUCAGCCAGUUUCCCAUGUUUGUGUUAUGUGUGUCGAUAUUUAGCGUAUUUUGUUUAAGACUGUAGGGUUCCUGGUGCCUUAAGGUUAAUACUGUGCUUUUCAUGUGGGUCUGUGUGAUUACCGUUUGAGUUUUGUAGCUUUUGAGUUUAUCCCCAUUUGUUUUCGAUUGCUGUUGUCGCUUUAGAUUGAAGUGUUGGAGUCAGAAAUUCACAGUGCUGUUGUGUCUUACUGAGAUAUUCUGAUGCGAGCUACAGGACGUUUGCCGAUCUUGAACAAGUCGAAAUGGUCUGACAGUCCAUUAGUUCGGUGAAGGAGUAAAAGGUCAUUAUUUUUGCCUUAUGAGGUUGUUUUCAGAUGUCUUUUAAAGUAGAUGAUAUGAAUUGUGGCCAAUAGAGGGCAGUAUAGUGUUAUGGUGUCAAUGAGUCACUUCAAGACUAGUCAAAACUAGUACUUUAUCAAAAUCACAAGUUGUCUUACUCUAUUAGUUAUGUUUAGUAAGAUCAAACCGGGUUUUAGUAUUAAAAAUAUUCCAUACCACAGUUUUAAAUUUUGUCAAACUAAUUACACCUCUGGGUUUGGUAAAGACAUUGAGAUGUAGUGCGAAGUAUUCAUAUGUAAGUGUAAUUGAGUAACAGACGGUUAUGUACUUGCCCGAACUCUCUUACGCUGCAGCGUGUAGCAUCACAGAUCAUUUGUGCUCUCUAGUUUUAUUAAAGGUGUAUUCAAAAACUAUGAAAUCUGUAAUCCUGUAGAGAAGUUUGUACAGACGUGCACAUAAAAAUGUUUUACAUACAAAUUAUUUAUACACAUGUUAUCACAAAUAAAGAUUUCUACAAAUUUUGUAGACCAAAGUA